ACGACGACCAUUUGACUUCACCAAUGUUACACUUGUAAAGCGCAUAGCUCCUAUGUGUUGACGAAGCUUAUGAACGACGGAGCUUUGCAGGCCUCGAUGUAGUGCAGAGCCUCUGGGUGCUCUUCAGAGUAUUCAAUGGCGUCCUUGAUCAGUGGCACUGGAAGCGGGCGCUCGAUCUUCCCCAAAGGUCCCAGCUUCACCUUGGAGAACUUCUCGAAUAAAGACUUCAUUGUAAGGGACUUUAUCGAAGACCUUGCAGAGAGUGCAAUCCCCGUCAAUCGACGAUCAGGACCGGCCCAGCAGGCGUUCGAUCCGAAACCGUUAAUAAGGACCUUUGAAAACGCUUUAUCGCAACUUGCAAGCCUUUCAGAAGAACUAGGGGAAGUGGAAACCGACCUUCUUACAUCUGUACGGCGAGCGGAGAUACAACACGAUACAACACUAGAUACACUGGGAAGGAAGCUCGACCAGUCAAUAGAUUCCUUUAAUGCACUGGACAUCUCUCUCAAUCAACCAAACGGUAUCAAUAGAAUAGACAAGAACGGGCGCCGACCAUCUGAUGCGGGAGGGCUGAUUGCUGUUCAGAUCGGUGAAAGGUUGGAGGAGUUGGACAAGCAAAGACGACGGGCACUGGACGCAACUUUCUUAAUACAAUGCUGGAUGGAGGUUAGCGAAGAGGGCCGGCUCACGUCACUCGAUGAGAUGAUCCGGAGACAGAGUAGUGGGGAGAAUAAAGUCCGCUGCGCUGUCAUCGCGCGGCAACUGAUGAAGAUGAGCCAAAGAUUAGAUCCUGCCUCAUGGACCCAGACGAAUGGCACAAAGAAAGUCAAUGGAAUCACGAAUGGUGUUGUUGGUUACAGAGGUCAUAACACCAGGGAGCUGAUCGAAAAGUUCUCAGAAACUCUGGAGAAGGACCUCUUGAAGCAAUUCGAUGACAGUUACCGAAGGCAGAACUUCGAUGAUAUGUUGGAGUGUGCCAAGGUUCUGCACGAUUUCAAUGGAGGAUCAAGUGUGGUUGCAUUAUUCGUCAACCAGCAUCAGUUCUUCAUUGACCGAAGUCAACUGAUCACUGAAGAGGUCACAACGGACAAUGAAACUUGGGAAAAACUUGCAGAUCCGGAUUCGGAUCCCCCAGGUGUUGAGCCCAGUUUGCAGUCACUGAUCGACGAAAUCAGGGUAGUCAUGCAAGAUGAGUCUUUCAUCAUCAAGCGGGCUUUCCCCUAUUACGAAGUGGUCUUGACCAAAUUCAUCCAACGAGUCUUCCAGCAGUCGAUACAACAACGACUGGAGAUGGUCUUGGAGAAGGCCGAUACGAUAUCAUCACUCGCUUUUUUACGUUCAUUGCAUGCUUCGAGGAGUUAUAUCAAUAACUUGAUUGAGGAUUUGAAGACGCACGGCUUGACAGAACAUCCGGAACCGUGUUCAGCUCAGACUGCUCUCAGCCUGGACCAACAAUUAGAGGAGCUUUUCGUUCCGUACUUGGUUGGAAAUUCCUACAUCGAUCGAGAAAGAAAGAGUUUAGAAGAAUUGUAUUCUUCCUUGCUCUUCAAAUUCACAAUCUACCACUCACGGCGAAAGAAGACUCCGACUGGAUUCAUGGCAUCACUUGCUCAGCAGGGUACGCAGCUAUUAGCGACCGCAAAGGAUGCCUAUAUCGACCGUCUAGAUUCGUCAGAACUUACACCAACUCAAAAGGCCAUGAUGUUGAGAGUUGCUGGACUUCGCGACACCGACAACAACAAGAACGAGAUCGAGGUCUCGGAUGAAGAUGGAGUUCUCAGCGUCCCAAACUCUAAGCGUAUGCUCAAAUGGCUUGCGGAGGGGGUUCGACGAGCUUUGGAACUUGGUAGCGGCAGUGAUACUCCCAAGGACGUUUCUGCUCUGCUCAAUCUGCUGUUGACGAGUAUGGGUCAGGUAUAUAUUGAGACAGCUCUAGACGCGGCUGUCGAUCAAGCUACUGCGCAAGAAACUUUGAGAACUGAGCCUGAUAUGAGCUAUCUUCUUUCUUUGCAGCCAGCAAUUACAAUAACCAACAUUAUGUCACGUUUCAUCAACACCGUUUUGAUCCGUCUGGCCGAGUCAAACACUACAGUACGACGAGCAAUGGAGAUUCAGACGAAGUCUGGGGUAGAGAGGAUUGAGUCAAAGACCAAUAAUAUCAUGCGCAGUACGAUCGCUGUGGUCCUGAACUGGGUCACCAAACUGUUAGCAGGGCAGAAGAAGGCGGAUUUCCGUCCUAAAGACACCGAUCUCGCCGAAACACUGCAGACUGCAACAUGUUCCUCAAUUUGCGCUUUCCUCAAUCGAGUCAAUUCGCUCGUCUCCCAGGCAAUUGAUGGCCAGAAUUUAGAAGUUUUCAGCAGUGAGGUUGCGAUCAGUAUUCGAGAUCUGUUAUUUGAGCAUUUCAAGAAAUUUCAAGUGAGUGCUACAGGUGGUUUGAUGGUCACCAAGGAUAUUUCGAAAUAUGUGUCGACUCUGAAGACAUUGACCCUGAGCAAGGAAGCCGAAGGUGGUGUGGAGAUAUUGAGCGAAAUUGGCAACAUUUUCAUCAUUGGGCCAGAAGCUCUUCGUGAGAGGUCACGCAAUUUUGCACCAGGCGGUGCUGGAAAGAAGCUGCAGAAGACUGAUUUCAGGGCAUUCGUGAUGAGAAGAGAUGAUUCAGGAAGUGUAGGAAUCCAGAGUGUACUUGCUGGGCUAUGAUACCAAUUUUUUCGACACGGCAUUUUCCAAAAUAGGGCGUCCGGAGAGUUCGGCCAAGAUUGGGCAUUUAAGGAUGGACCUAUGAACGCUGGAUUUCACCUUGCAUGGGCAUAUAGUAGACCCGUGAAAUAACGAUGAUCUCAAAGCUUUGAUAUCCUUCAGAUCCUGUGAUCUUUUCAAGAGUUGUGAUUCCCUGAUCCCAAAAUCUCCACCUAAAUCCCAAUGCGCCGUAGCAAUGCAACGCCCCAGUUUGUAUUGUACAAGUCUAAUUGCUUCUCAGUACAAUUCUUCCAGCCCCAAGAUUCGCUAAGGAAGCUGAAAUCCAAAGCCUGCCAUACAACUCUUAUAUUUAUCGAUUGUUGAAGCGCAGUCUUUUUGGGGAUCUUUGGCAUUGCUGAAGAGCAUGCAUUCGUCUCGGAAAGCUUUCUCGUCUUUGCAUACACAGCAUGGCUAUUGAUUGUCAA
Molecule: messenger RNA, 3164 nt
Organism: Hyaloscypha bicolor E
Lineage: Eukaryota; Fungi; Ascomycota; Leotiomycetes; Helotiales; Hyaloscyphaceae
Product: exocyst complex component Sec10
Exons: 2
Coding region: 136-2700 (854 amino acids)
Biological process (GO): Golgi to plasma membrane transport; exocytosis
Cellular component (GO): cytoplasm; exocyst
Source: RefSeq, a predicted model, not a curated record